This is a messenger RNA of Anoplophora glabripennis (Asian longhorned beetle), 823 nucleotides long. RefSeq names its product ubiquitin-conjugating enzyme E2Q-like protein 1. NCBI's taxonomy places the organism in Eukaryota, Metazoa, Arthropoda, Insecta, Coleoptera, Cerambycidae. Bases 25 to 756 code for a protein of 243 amino acids. The transcript is spliced from 2 exons. The record is from RefSeq and is a predicted model, not a curated record. Gene Ontology annotation, biological process: ubiquitin-dependent protein catabolic process; protein polyubiquitination. Gene Ontology annotation, molecular function: ubiquitin conjugating enzyme activity.
UAAUUCUGCUUCCGCUGGCUCAAAAUGUCUAGCCGUUCCAAAGACAAGGUGACCGGCAUGUUCCGCAAGCUCUUCAAGUCCUCGAACAAAGAGGGCGAGGGACCAAGCAAACCCAGCACCUCCGGCGGCGGUUCCCCUGCCAGAAGACUGUUAAGAUGCCGAGACAGCGUUUCCCCAGCCACGUCACAGACCAGCCCGGGCUUCAGCUCGAAAGCGAAGCGCGAAGAAGCCCAGAACAAGACGGUGCGGGCCAGGAGGCUGAUGAAGGAACUGCGCGACCUCCAGCGACUCCAGAACUCCAAAACGGACCCCAUCUUCACCGUGGAGCUCGUGGACGACAACCUAUUCGAGUGGCACGUGAAACUCUUCAAAGUGGACAGUGAUAGUGACUUGGGCAACGACAUGAAGGACCUGGGGAUCGGCCACAUACUCCUCCACCUCAUUUUCCCGGAGAACUUUCCCUUCGCCCCGCCGUUCAUGAGGGUGAUCUCGCCCAGGAUCGAGAAGGGGUUCGUGAUGGAGGGCGGCGCCAUCUGCAUGGAGCUGCUCACGCCCAGGGGGUGGGCCAGCGCGUAUACCGUCGAGGCGGUCAUCAUGCAGUUUGCGGCUAGUGUUGUGAAGGGCCAGGGCAGGAUACAGAGGAAAAACAAGGGCCAAAAAGUGUUCAGUAGACGGACGGCAGAGGAGAGUUUCAGGUCGCUCGUAAAGACGCACGACAAGUACGGCUGGGUCACACCCAGCCUGGCCGACGGUUAGGUGGGCGGACGUCGCGUUCUCAACAAAUCCGAUCCUGUGUCAAAGCUGGUUCUUCAGGUAUUAUCCA